Molecule: messenger RNA, 264 nt
Organism: Aspergillus luchuensis
Lineage: Eukaryota; Fungi; Ascomycota; Eurotiomycetes; Eurotiales; Aspergillaceae
Exons: 1
Coding region: 1-264 (87 amino acids)
Molecular function (GO): protein binding
Source: RefSeq, a predicted model, not a curated record
AUGUUCUACGUUUUUGGUGGUGAAGGAAACCAAAACUCCAAUACCGGUAUCUUCAAUCAAAUGGAAAUGUAUGAUACUGCUUCCGAGCGAUGGGUUGAGUUGUUGUCGAUGCCUGUUCCUCGUCAUGGUACUCAAGCUGCGGUGGCUGGAGGAUGUAUUUAUAUCCCUGGCGGUGGCCUCCAGCAGGAUGGUAAGGAGGUCAUAGUGGAUGGAGAGACGACUUAUCAUAAUACUACCUCUUACUUUGAUGUCUACUGUCCUUGA